CUCUACAUGCUCAUCCAGGAGGAGUGAAUGCUGCAAGUCACUGACUGGAUGCAAUCUGCUGGGUUUCCUUAGAUAGAAAAACGUUUUAUCCAAUUUGAAUAAAUUACUGAACUUAACUACAUUGUUUGAGAACUAGGAUCAAUUGGAAUGUAUAGCUUGACUUGAAAUCUCUUUUUUCACUUCUUUUUUUAAAUUGUAGAGUGGCUGAGAUGACGUACUGUCAAUUGGUGCUUUAUAAGUGAAUUGAGUUGAAUUCAACUAGUAUUUAAAAUCCACUUAUUAAAAAAAAAAAAUUUCUAAUUCUUCCAUAUUAAAACAAAAAAACAAGCAGGAAGUGGUCUGUAAUUGCUUGCUAGCAGGUUUCACGUUAGAAUUAGUACUGUCAAUGACAUUUCUCAACCUCUCUUUUGACGGUCCUUCACUUUAGUAGGUGAAUAUAUAUAAUAUAUAUAAUCAAACUUGCCAUUCGCUGCUUGAUAUCAUAUGAUGAAUGACAACAAAUUUGACUAAAAACAUUUUUAUGAAUUCUAAACGGUUAGAAUGUCUUAACAAAUGAAAGUUUCGGGUGCUGCUGGAGUUUAUCUAUUAUUGUGUAUUAUGUUUAAAAACUAAUAUUACUUAAUAUAAUUCAUCAUUUAAACGUAUUUAAUGUUCCCUCCAGGAGCGAUUGAACCGUAACAUUUAUUUAUUCAUUUCAUUGACCUUUACCAUAAAUAGUUUAUUCUGUGCGGUCCAUAAAAUGACUCUUUCUGGUCUCGGAGCCGAAAUGAAACUGAACGAAGAGCGGCGAAACUUCCCAGUUGAGUUCUGUUGUUCAGCACCUACGACCUGUUGUGACAGGUGACUUUUGACCGAGGACUCACACACACCUCUGCAUGACGUGACGAUGCGUGGGAGAGAAACGAUACUAACUUCAUCUGUUUCUCUUCAUCUAAACUGAAAGUGGCGCUCAGAUUUGGUCUGUUUCCAGUUAUGCUGUAAUAAGUGAGGUUCUUUUCCCCAACCGGUUUCACAUCUGUCUCACUGCUCAGCUGAAGAAGAACCAACCCGGAUAAGAUGGCUGAUAACGAAAUCAUCGUUUUCUUUGACCUGGAGACCACUGGAUUGGAUACUUCGGUGUGUGAUAUCAUUCAACUGGCUGCUGUCUGCGGGGAGAGGGUCUUCAAUAAAUACACUUUGCCUCGCCGUGUCCCGAACCGGAGUGCCACCGCUGUCACAGGCUUCACAGUGACUCCUGACGGCCUGUUUCUUCAUGGAGAUCCAGUGAAAACCAUCCCUCUUGACGAGCUUCUCACCACCUUCAUCACCUUUCUGCGCACCUUCCGAUGCCCCAUAGUGCUGGCUGCCCAUAAUGCAAGGCGUUUUGACGAACCUGUGCUCUCCAGAGUGCUGCGGCAAUGUUCCCUGCAGCAGGAGUUCCAGCAGGUGGUGUCGGGCUUCCUGGAUACUUUCUUGCUGAGCAAGAAUCUCUACCAGCGCCUGGCCAGCUAUUCUCAGGAGUCUUUAGUCUGGCACUUUCUUGGAAGGUCCUACAAUGCUCAUAAUGCAGUGGAGGAUGCCAGGAUGCUGCAAGAGCUGUACCAGGUGUGGUCCCCUAAUAGAAACUCUGUCUUGACAUUUACUUAUAGAGCAAACUAGCAGAAUGUUUAAUAAGAGAAAAUGAUAAUAAUUUAGCCUGAAAAAUAAUUAAUCUGUCAACAAAAACAAACAUUUCCAUGUGAGGAUAAUUGUUUUUUAGGUGAUUUUUGUCAUCAUGUUCAUCCUAAUGAAUAGAAAUAUUAAAUCACAAAGUAAGAAGAUGAUGGUUAAAUUGCAUUUCUUUUGAUCAAAGAAUGAUAAAGCAUGUUAUACCCAUUCCUUAAUUCAUUUAGUGUUGUAGCUCUGAGCUUUGUUGAAAGUGUCAGUUUCUGUGAUCAGUGGUUUAGUUUCUUUGUGUGACACUAAAAUGUAUUUUACUGUACAUUGCAAAUGUGUCUUAUUUGCCCUAAAUAAUAGAAACCACACAGGGAAACCUUCAUACUUGCUGUUAUUUUAUGUGUAUAUUGGAAAUUUGCCUUACCUUGUAAAAGAAAAUAACAUAAAAUGUUUCAAACAUAAA
Molecule: messenger RNA, 2098 nt
Organism: Girardinichthys multiradiatus
Lineage: Eukaryota; Metazoa; Chordata; Actinopteri; Cyprinodontiformes; Goodeidae
Product: DNA polymerase III PolC-type-like
Exons: 3
Coding region: 1057-1638 (193 amino acids)
Biological process (GO): DNA catabolic process
Cellular component (GO): cytoplasm
Molecular function (GO): 3'-5'-DNA exonuclease activity; nucleic acid binding
Source: RefSeq, a predicted model, not a curated record